Ipomoea triloba (trilobed morning glory) is the source of this 2122-nucleotide messenger RNA. Its product is annotated as phosphatidylinositol 4-phosphate 5-kinase 5-like. The transcript has 3 exons. The coding region runs from base 411 to 1706 and encodes 431 amino acids. Lineage: Eukaryota; Viridiplantae; Streptophyta; Magnoliopsida; Solanales; Convolvulaceae. The record is from RefSeq and is a predicted model, not a curated record.
GUUCGAACCCCAGAAAAAAGAAACAACUGCACAUCCAAGUUGAUAACACACAUCAAAAGCUAUAUAAAGAAAUCCACAGAAAAAAAAAAUGAUUCCAAUCUGAUCUAAAACAACGUUCUCUGAAGGCAUCUCAGUUUCAAAAAGCUCAAAUUUUUAGCAUUGGAAAUGCAUCAGAAACAGUAGAGAGAGCUUCUGAGCAGACAGCAAAUCAGUUAGUCUAACUUCCACUUCCACCACCAAAUCCUCACCCAACUGGCUCAACCAGUUUCACCCAAUCUUUGAAUCAAGAUUCAAUCUUUUCUUCUACCCAUCACCCAAUUAUCUGAACCCAUCAAACCCAUUUCAAGAAUGCAUCUACCCAUCUCAAUCCCCCAACAAAAUAUGUCUCUCACCUUCCCAUAAGAGACAUAAUGGCUCAAAGCUUGAGUCUUUCUCACUCCCCAACUCUGUCAUCUCUUCACCACCAGCCCAGUCCUUUUGAACCCACAAUUUUUAAGUCAUCUGAGUCUUCUUCAUACCCAUUUUCCCUCUGUUCUUGCUCACUCCCAGUGAUUUUAGCCACAAAAAGGAUCACUCUUAGGCUCAUUCACCACUCUUACCAUUCCUCUUGGCUCAGAGUCCAUAUGAAGCUGUUUGUGCUGUUUUCUUUGCCCACCCUUUACUUGACCACAACUUAUUACUGGCCUUUCUUUAUUAGCUUUCUUUGCAUUGUUUCUGUUUUUCUCCUUGUGGUUUCACUCAAUCUAGCCCUGCAGAGGGUCCCCUCAAUCCGGUGGCUGUUUGGGAGAACAUUGUGCAUUAAGUUCUCCUCUCCAGCUUCUGGAUCAAAGCCCCUGCCAAGGGUUGUUUGGUCAAUUGGGUCUAAGCCUAAAUUGAUUAAGAAGCCAGAUUCAGGUUGUUGGGUGCAGGUUUAUAACAAUGGGGAUGUGUAUGAGGGUGAAUUCCACAAAGGGAAGUGUUCUGGAAGUGGGGUGUUUUACUACCAUUUGAGUGGGAGGUAUGAGGGGGAGUGGAUUGGUGGGAAAUAUGAUGGAUAUGGCAUCGAAACAUGGGCGAAAGGGAGGCGAUAUCGGGGGCAGUAUAGGCAGGGAUUGAGGCAUGGGGUUGGGGUUUAUAGGUCUUAUACUGGGGAUGUGUAUGCUGGGGAGUGGUGUAAUGGGCAGUGUCAUGGCUGUGGGGUUCAUACUUGUCAGGAUGGGAGCACCUAUGUUGGUGAGUUCAAAUCUGGUGUCAAACAUGGACUUGGCUAUUACCAUUUCAGAAACGGUGAUGUAUAUGCAGGAGAAUAUUUUGCAGACAAGAUGCACGGUUUUGGGGUCUAUCGGUUUGGGAAUGGACAUCAAUACGAGGGAGCCUGGCACGAGGGAAGAAGGCAAGGUUUUGGGUUGUAUACUUUCAGACACGGGGAAACUCAGUCUGGCCACUGGCAAAACGGAGUUCUUAAUGGCUCGACUUCUCCUAAAAUUCGUAAUGGAUCUUCCAUCACAGACGACCACUCUAAAUUGCUUCACGCUGUCCAGGAAGCGAAGCGGGCUGCUGAGAAAGCUAUUAACGUGGCAACAGUGGACGAAAGAGUAAAAAGAGCGAUUGCAGCAGCUAACAAAGCGGCAACUGCAGCGAGAGUGACAGCCGUGAAGGCAACCCAGAAUCAGAUGCAUCCCGACAAUAACCAUAGCGGUACCCAUUGCCUGAGCCUGCAGGCAUAACGGAAACUACAGAUUCCGUGCUUCUAUUACAAUCCAUUUCCUCGUGAUAUUUGCUCCAACUUGGCUUCGAUUUUUACCUUCAAGAUAGUCAAACAGCGAGGCAUUUGCUUGGAACCACCUUCGGUUUUUGCUGACUGUGGAGCAAGUUAGGUUCCUCGGCUUCCUCCCAUUUAUAGGCCCGAAAGUAUGUACAUGUAAUAGCUUGAGGUUUAUGAGCAGAAGAAGAAAAGAGACACUUGGAGCGUUGGCGCUGGACUCGUGUCUCGGGUGAGGUUAGAAUGGUCAUUAGUUUUUAUUUCAUAUGGAAGGUCAGAACUAUGUAGUGUAGCUAUUUGGCUUGUUCUAAUGAAUAUUGCCAUGUUUUCUACAUGUAUCUCUUGGGCUCAUGCUAUAUAUAUAUAGUGAUUGGAUAACAA